Molecule: messenger RNA, 981 nt
Organism: Lodderomyces orthopsilosis Co 90-125
Lineage: Eukaryota; Fungi; Ascomycota; Pichiomycetes; Serinales; Debaryomycetaceae
Exons: 1
Coding region: 1-981 (326 amino acids)
Molecular function (GO): nucleotidase activity
Source: RefSeq, a predicted model, not a curated record
AUGCAAUUCUUGACCCACUCAAUUCUUUUGUUCCUCACUACUGCUGUUAUUGCUAAAAACAUUCUCUUAAGCAAUGAUGAUGGAUGGGCCGCAACCAACAUUAGAGCCACUUACUACAAGUUGAAAGAAGCUGGUCAUGAAGUGUGGUUAGUUGCUCCAGUUUCACAAAGGUCUGGGUACGGUGGUAAAUUCGACGUCCCCUCAUCUUCAACUUUACAAUCUGACGGUGAGUUCAAGUACCCACCAGCUGGUUCAAAGUCUUGGGGCCAUGAAGAAGAAGAUGAUCAUAUUUGGUAUUUUAAUGGUACUCCAGCUUCAUCAAUUGCUUUUGGUUUGCAAUACGUCUUGAAGGAAAAGUUUAAUGAUACUGCGAUUGAUUUGGUUGUUGCCGGUCCAAAUGAAGGUACAAACUUGUCUCCUGGAAUGUUUACUUUGUCAGGAACAAUUGGUGCUACUUACAAUUCGGUGUACAGAGGAUACCCAGCUGUUGCUUUCAGUGGAUCCAACUCCAACAAUUCAUUUUUCAAAGAUUCAUUAGACUUGAAUGACACGAAUGAGCCAUCAACUAUUUACGCAAAUAAGGUGACUGAGUUUGUCGAACAAUUAUUUAAAGGACAAGGUGAUGACUCAAGAAUAUUGCCACUUGGUGUUGGAUUGAAUGUCAACUUCCCCAAAGUUGGUCAUGAAGACGAGUCAUGUACUGAUCCAGCAUGGGUGUUCACUAGAUUGACUGGCGAGUCUGCUGGUGGACCUGAUUUGAAGUACAAUGCUGACAAGGACUUGUUUGAGUCAAGUUCGGGAAGUUGGGAAGCUCUCAAAAUCUGUUACAAUGGUAACUGUUCAUUGCCUUCUGAAAAUUCAGUCGUUGAGCAUAGCAAAUGUUCUUCAUCAGUAUCUGUUUUUGCUAUUGAUUAUGACGCAAACUUGAACAACACAAACAAAGUCGAAGGAGUCUUGAAUCCAUUAUUCAAAAAGGACUAG